AUGGUUGAGCAGACAGACUUGAACCUCCACGAACCCUUGGAUAAGGAUGCAGAGUCCACCAUUCGCAGAGUGCCCUUACAGCCUCUGCUAGCCACUGCUGCUCUCACUUUGCACGGUGAUUACUAUCGUCAGCUUCAGAGUAUAUCGAAUAGCCACAUCGUUUGGCAUCCUGUGGCUCGUACUUUUGUCUUAUCUAUCUUGACUGCUGCCCUCUUCUACGUGUACGGCGAUCUUUUCUCAAUGUCAGACUCCGUUGGAGAAUUUAUUCAUUUGUUCAAGAAUAAUAAGUUUCUCUUGACCAAAUUCUUCCCGGUGCUUCUUUUCAUUGCUGGAACCUUAGGUACAGCUAGUUUCAUGAUCACAGAUGAGUUCAGAUUGAUCAGUGAUGGCUUAGCCACCGAAAAGUACAUGCUGAAGCUUUUCAGAUUUCCAUUGAAGGUCUAUGCCAAUGCCGAAGAGAAGGACUUUUCAACCAAAUCAGCAUUGCCUUUCCUCAGCAGUGCCUCGCACUCUACCGACUUUAUCGAGUACCGCGGCUCGCCAAUUGCAGUGGUAACCGUGAUUCCCGUUCCAGAUGCCUCCACUAACGACGUCUUUUAUGCCAAAAUUUCCGGCUUGCACGUCAGAAAAGUGUAUCGUGAAUCGGGCCUCCAGGAAGAAUUGUUAAUGAUUGCUAAAGAGAAGGCCAGAGAACUUUGUACUCGCUAUGUUAAGGACAUGAAUCUCAAAACGUCGAAUAUCAAAAUCAUUAUUCAAGCCGAUGCGUACACCUGUGACAAAGUGUUGACCAAGCUCUAUGAGAGCAACGGAUUCCACGAGAUCAAGAGGUCCACUGCCAUCGAUCCAUUUUUUCCUGAAAAGAAAACUGAGUCUUUGCUCAAUAUCAUGUCUGUGGGCACCGUGAUGAAGUUUUUUGGUAUCUUCAGAGCGUCUUACGAACUAGAAUUGGACAACACAAUCGAGGUCGUCCAUGAGAAGGAGUCAAAGAAGCAGGUAAGAAAGAGGAAGAACUAA
Messenger RNA from Sungouiella intermedia, 1014 nucleotides. NCBI's taxonomy places the organism in Eukaryota, Fungi, Ascomycota, Pichiomycetes, Serinales, Metschnikowiaceae. The record is from the annotation of a GenBank genome assembly.